CUUCACUGGACUAACAUUUCCUUGUUUUUCUACUUCAAAAAUAAACUUGAUCUACUAUUAUUACUAUGGAAGUUGCUAUGGAAUUUGAAGAUGACUUGUUUUUUGCAGACCUUAGCAAGCAGAUUUCUCUUCUUAUCAUGGAUGAUGAUGAGGAUCCACUUGUCAAUUACCCUUCUGUUUCUUUUCAGGAUUUUUCAAGAGGGAAUCACCAAAUAGCAGCAUCUUCAUUUCCAUAUGAACAAACAUGCAGAAGAGAAAGCAAAGGAACUGGAGUUUUUAUUCCAAGAUCAUCCCUGCCCAGACGAAAACACAGAUCAAGACAUUCUAAUUCAUUCAAUUCAAAGCCUAAAAGACAACAGCAAGAUCCUGAGAAUACAAAAAUGGCUUCUCAUCAAGUUUCUUACAACAAUUCUUUAUACCCUAAGACAACUGCCUAAUUAAUAAGUCAUUACUAAUAAUUAAUUAAUUAAGGUUGUGUUUAUCAAAUAGUACUAAUUAAUCUUUAAUUAUUGCCAAUAAUGGGGUUAUGUGUGAUCCUUAAGUUGAAAAUGUACAGGGAUCAGCUGUUUGCUCUGUUCCUAGCUUAGCUAGAUAGAGGGUGUGUUGCUAAAUUAAUUAAUGUAAUUGAUUAUUUCAAAUUAUAUUGCAAAUUAAUGUGUAA
Molecule: messenger RNA, 661 nt
Organism: Mercurialis annua (annual mercury)
Lineage: Eukaryota; Viridiplantae; Streptophyta; Magnoliopsida; Malpighiales; Euphorbiaceae
Exons: 2
Coding region: 66-437 (123 amino acids)
Source: RefSeq, a predicted model, not a curated record